AUGCUCUCACGUGUUGCUGCAGUGAAGGCACCCCGCACACACAACCGUCGCCGCGUGACCGGAUCCAGCGGAGGGAGGAGGGAAGGAAGAGAGAGUGAGCGGCAGAGGCCCAACAUGUCCCGGCACCUCUUUUAUUCAGCGGUGCUGCUCCUCCUUGUCGUGAUGAUGUGCUGCGGCACAGGAGGUGUUCACGCGGAGGUGCAGCCAUCUCAAACAAAUUUUGAAUGGAAGGACAUCCCUGAGGAUGCAACUGUGGAAUUGUUGGGUGUUCCCGGCCUUUUGAAAGUGGGGAAUGACGUAUUUGCCGUUGCCGAGGCGCAGUGCAAGAAAGGUGAAGAAACCUUUACUGGCAUUGCAUCCCAACUUCUCACGGAAAGAAGGGAUAACACACCGGAGAAAGUACUAAAUAAUCCCAAAGAUGAGACAAAAUUACUGGAGGAAAGCAUUUCUGAAAAGGUGAAGAAAGUGGAUGUGAGUCGACCAACAACAGUUGUGAAGGGAAGUGAUAUUUACAUGCUUGUUGGAAUCUACAGCAGCAAAUGUGCCGUUACUGGUCAGGCCUCUGCUGCGGCUCAAUGGGGACUUUUGCUAGUGAAAGGAAAGGUCAGUGUUGUGGACAGUAACAAAAGAGUCCAUUGGAACGAUAUUGUGGAUAUUCCAUGCAUUUCUAAUUUCCAACAAGAAGAACCUUUGACAGCACUGAUUGGCAGCGGCGGAUCGGGUGUUACGAUGGAGGAAGAUACGCUUGUGUUCCCAGUGGAAGGAACGAGGAAGCUAAAAAAGGAGGGAGACACAGAAAAGGAUGGAAAGACCGUUUCGCUGAUUAUGUACUCUUCGGAUAAUAAGAACUGGAAGCUCUCGAAGGGGAUGUCUGCCGAUGGCUGCAGCGAUCCCUCCGUCGUGGAGUGGGGGAAGGACAAAAAACUCAUCAUGAUGACUGCGUGUGAUGAUGGCCGCCGCAGGGUGUACGAGUCCGGUGACAAGGGGGACUCGUGGACGGAGGCACUCGGGACACUCUCGCGCGUGUGGGGCAGCAAAAAGGAACGGAUGAAACGUGUUGGGAGCGGGUUCAUCACAGCGAAGAUUGAGGACAGGAAUGUGAUGCUCGUCACUCUGCCGGUAUAUUCAAGUAAGGACGGAGAAGGCAGUGAAAAGGAAAAAGGUAAACUACAUCUUUGGCUGACGGACAAUACGCACAUUGUUGAUAUUGGGCCGGUAUCCGAUGAUGACGCUGCCGCCAGCUCCCUGUUGUACAAAGGCGGUAAAGAUAAGGAGGAGGAGUUGAUUGCACUGUACGAGAAGAAGGCCGAAGGGGAGAAACCAUCACUCGGUAUGGUCUCUGUGCGUCUGACUGCGCAGCUGGAGCGGGUGAAGGAGGUGCUGAAGACGUGGAAGGAUGUAGACAGCCGUUUCUCCCAGCUGUGCACCACUUCACUUGCUCUGAAGGAUCCCUCAGCUGACAAUGCCUGCAGCGCUGAUAAGAUCACGGAUGGGCUGGUUGGCUUUUUGUCCGGCAGUUUCUCUGGUGACACAUGGAAGGACGAGUACCUCGGAGUGAACGCCACAGUAAAUAAAGGAACGGAAUUAACAGAGGCAACCGGGGCCGCAAAGGCGGAAGAUGGCGUGAAGUUCCAGGGAGCGUGGGCGGAGUGGCCCGUUGGCAGGCAGGGGGAGAAUCAGCUGUACCACUUUGCGAACUACAACUUCACUCUUGUGGCGACGGUGUCCAUCGACAAGGUGCCGGAGGGAGAUAACACUAUUCCAGUGAUGGGUGUGCAUCUGGAGGGUAAAGACAAACUUAUGGAGUUGUCGUACGACAGAGAAAAGAAGUGGCGGGUGCUUUGCAGUGACGGCAAGAUCAAGAAGCUCAAAAGUACUUGGGAGACACGGACACAGUACCAAGUCGCCAUUGUGCUACAGAAAGGCACCCAUGGCACCGCGUACGUUGAUGGUCAGCGUGUGUGUGGGGAUGCGCAACGUAACUUAGAUAAUACGGAAUUGAAAGGGAUAUCACACUUCUACAUUGGAGGCGAUGGAGGCGGCGCAAAGAACAAAGAAAGCCGAGAAGCCGUGCCUGUGACUGUGAAGAACGUCUUUCUGUACAACCGUCCGUUGACUUUUUCAGGUGGGAAUGCCAAUUUGGAAGAGGAUGCCGAUUCACCAUCAGCGGAAGGUGCUUCUCCAUCCGUGUCAGGGGAUAAAAAAACGCCUCCUGCAGGUAAACCUUCUGAAGAUCCAGUGGUGCAAGCGACCUCGCAGCAGCCUCAACAAGAAAUUAAAGCAGAGCAAAUGACAACGGUGGGAAAAUCUGCCACUACACAAGACGUGCCGGCGAAUACAUCGCAGGGAAGUGUGGAGAAGGCGGCGGCUUCGAAGUCUCAUGCCGUUGGAGAAGCAACGGGUGAUGCUGGCACCAUGCGUGGGAGCGGACUGCUGCCAUCGCCGCUGCUUCUGUUGGGACUGUGGGGGUUUGCGGCUCUGUGA
Messenger RNA from Trypanosoma cruzi, 2484 nucleotides. Its product is annotated as trans-sialidase, putative. The record is from RefSeq and is a predicted model, not a curated record. The transcript has a single exon. Bases 1 to 2484 code for a protein of 827 amino acids. Lineage: Eukaryota; Euglenozoa; Kinetoplastea; Trypanosomatida; Trypanosomatidae. Gene Ontology annotation, biological process: ganglioside catabolic process; oligosaccharide catabolic process. Gene Ontology annotation, cellular component: membrane; cytoplasm; intracellular membrane-bounded organelle. Gene Ontology annotation, molecular function: exo-alpha-sialidase activity.